Saimiri boliviensis boliviensis (Bolivian squirrel monkey) is the source of this 1752-nucleotide messenger RNA. It is a transcript of the gene LRRC63, whose product is annotated as leucine rich repeat containing 63. Gene Ontology annotation, molecular function: protein binding. NCBI's taxonomy places the organism in Eukaryota, Metazoa, Chordata, Mammalia, Primates, Cebidae. The record is from RefSeq and is a predicted model, not a curated record. Gene Ontology annotation, cellular component: cytoplasm.
AUGAAAAAGCCCCCUCUACUUCUUCGAAGACCCUUACCUCCAAAAUUCACUAAGCCGACUUUACAUAAAAAAAAACCCCGUACAGCCAAAACUGGUAAAACUGAGUCACUACAUGUAGCAUUCACUGAAGAUGAAACCACUUCCAUUAAAACAGAUAAAACUCAUUCUCCUGAUGUUUUAAGAAAUGAAUCAGAAACACCUAUCAGCAUCCAAAAUAUCUUUCUUGAUCAUUCUGUACAAGAAAGAGUAACUAUAAUUUUAUCACCCCAAAAAUCUACUAAGCAUGUCUGCUGGAAGAUUCCAGAUACUGCUACUGGUUCCAUAUUUUUUCCAAGUUGUCCUUCAGCUUCUACUCGAGUUUUUGGGAAAAAAACAAACAAAAUGGAAAGUUCAAGAAAGUUGAAAACUGUGAAAGACGUUUAUACUGAGAAAAGGCUAGAAAACAUUUUAGUUCUUUCUUCAGAGUUCUCCAAACCUAAAAGUAUUCCUGGCCCAGUUAUCACUCACAAACCUGAGAAAGUGCACCCUAAGUAUCAACCUUUACCAAAGAGUCCAGGCUAUACUUAUCGGCACACCUCGAGAAAUGUAAGAGCAACAGUGCCAAGCCCUCCACCUCGGACUGUAUCUACAAAGCCAGAAGGACAGUCUGAACAGUUUAAACCAACUACUACAUUGGCACUAAGAGUUACUGAAUUUCCAGGUUUUAUUUCCUUGCCAACACCAACUUUGCCAAGAAAACCUCAAAGACAGUCUGUGAUAGAAACUCUUGCAACAGAAAAUGAAAAUGUAGAAAGUACCUCAAAGCAGAUCCCACCAAGACCACCUGAAGGUGCUAAAAAAAUAGAAUCAGAGGUACAUAUUGUACGUGGUGAAGGUUUUAAGACUGUUGCAGCAACACGGUAUGAAACAAUAACAGCCAUGACCAACCUGGCCAUAGUAAACUGUCAAGUAUAUGGAAGAAAUGCACUUAAUCUUAAGGGCUUUUUUAUCCUAAAUUGUCCAGACUUAACACCUUUGUCUUCCCAGUUGAUAUAUCUUAAUUUAUCAUUUAAUGAUCUUCGUUACUUUCCCACAGAAAUAUUGUGUCUUAAAUAUUUACAAAUACUGAAAUUGAGAAAUAAUCCUAUCAAAGAAAUUCCUUCUGAAAUUCAACAACUUAAGUUUCUUAGAAUUUUCACCAUUGCCUUUAAUUUAAUUACUGUUCUUCCACCUGGGUUAUUUUCCUUGACUUUUCUUGAAGAACUUGAUGUUUCCUACAAUGAACUUACUUUUAUUCCAAAUGAAAUCCAGAAACUCAGAUCACUUGAAAAACUGACUGUUGAUGGAAAUGAACUGAGUUUUUUCCCACAUGGAAUUUUGGAGCUUAACCUGACAAAAAUUCAGUUUGAGAAUAAUUUCACUCAUCCUUGUUUUUGGAGAGAUAAAUCUUUGAAUAAUCCACAACAACUUACUCAUAUUAUUUCUUUGUUCAUUGUCAAAAGUCAACUACAUACAUUUUAUGAUCCGAUCCCAGUAGAAGUUCAGAAGUUACUAAAAUGCACCUCCAAGUGUGAAUGGUGUCAUGGUCCCAAGUUUGGUGAAGGUUUUCGUGUCAUUCGAUCCUGUGAUAUUUUUGGAGCAACACAGCUUCCUGUUAUGUUUUAUGUCUGUUCUUCUUCCUGCUAUAGAAGAAUAAAGGAAAGUAGUUUUGUUUUAGAUGGUAGUCCUAGUAGAAGAAUAGCACUAGAUGUGGAGUUGUCAAAAGAAUUGUAG